UCACACAAGCAUUGCUUUUGUACAUAAUGCUCUCGACUGGCUCGUAGCCUACACUGUAGCAGGGAGGCUGUUUAUUUCAGGUUCAACUUUUUCCAGAGGGCCUCACAACUUUGUUUUAAAUUUGAGAUGAAUCCAUCCUAACAAUACGUGGAUGUUCUCUUUGUUCCUAACAAACCCAAGGCCAGGCAUCAAUUGUGUUUGCGUACAUGAGAGGUGACGUCACGUUGCACUGACUCAUGACAUGUUGUGCAGCCGCGCUCUUCUUUGCCACCUAGAGAGUCUUCACAAAGCAGCUCGUGCCUUUGUGUCAAGGUGAGCACAGCUGCAGCACAAGGUCUGAUGAUGUGAUAUCAGGCGAUGAUAUCACCCCUUUCAGGACUUCAGGAAACACGUCUUCAAAAUGACGCACACACACAAAGUCCAGCCAGGAGGCCAGCUGCUUCAGUUCCACGGCCAACAGAAGGAUCCAGCUGCAUCGAUUACUAUAAAUAAGUCAUGAGCCAAACAGGACCAGUGGGAAAGAGAGAGACGCUGCGGCGCUGCUACAGCCGUGUGAAGGAGCAUGGCAUCGGCAAAAGGAAGAGCAGCUACACUAUAGAGCAGCUGGAGAAGGUGUUUGGUCAGGGAGGCUGGGACUCCCAGAGCUGUGCCCCAGUGCUGAUCAACAGCAGUGGGCUGUAUCAGGAAAUGGAGUCUGAUGGCAGCACCCUGGAAGACUUCUCCCAGGAGGACUGGUGCAACCAGGUGCUGGACUCAGCCUUCCAGGAGGGAGACAUGGAGACUGAAGAAAUCCAGGUGCCUAAAAAUAGAGCUCUGCAGAUUCAAGCAGAGCUGUCAGAACAAACCCAAAAAAGAGACAUGAUGCAGACUGUGAUGCGUAUCCUUGAGUCAGUGCAGCUGAAAUGGGAGCACUUCCAGACGUGGACUGAGUUCUCACGGCUGCACCUCUCCAACAAAUUGGCCAUCUUUGGCGUGGGCUACAACACGCGCUGGCGAGAGGACGUGCGUUACCACUACGCUGAAAUCAGCUCGCAGGUGCCGCUGGGCAAGAGGCUUCGUGAGUACUUCAACCCAGAGAAGCCGGAGGGCCGCAUCAUCAUGACAAAAGUUCAGAAGAUGAACUGGAAGAAUGUCUACUACAAGUUCCUGGACAUUACCAUCAGUGAGGCGCGCUGCCUAGAGCUGCACAUGGAGGUGGACUGGAUACCUGUAUCCCAGUCCAGGGCAGCAGGCUGCAGCAAAGGCACAUCCCACUACCUCCUUCCUGGGGACAUCCCCAAGACAUAUGGACUCUACGCUAUUGGCUACGAGACAAUGUUGUCCUCUAACGACACCGCUCAGACCUCUCCCCAGGCUGAAGACCAUAGCUUACCUCAGUGGGAGUCAGAGAACGGGGCAGAAAGUCAGGCUGAUGGAGAAGGUGCAGGGAAAGGUGACAGAACUGGGGCUAAAGUCACUUACUGCUACCUAGGCAUAGCUGAGGAUAGGACCAUACAGCAGUGUCUCUUCCAGCACUUUCAAGGUUCUGGCAAACACUACGUCCACGGUGGACCCUCCACCGUGACGCGUUUCCUGCAGGAGAACUGCCGCAGUGCCGUCCCGAGUCACGAUGGUGAGGGAGGUGAAGACUCAUCUCAGCAUUUUGCCGUUUACAUAAAGUUCAUAGAGGUGGAGCUGGACUUCCUCUCAGCAGGCUCUCUGGUGGAGUGCCUCGAAACUGCUGUUGGUUAUUCCUUGAAAUACAACAACAAAGAAACAUUUUAACUGCACUGCACAAGUGUUUCAGAUUUGUAUUGACUAAAGAUAUAAUUAACAAGUGUUACAGCCGGUAAGGCAACAUGGGAGGCGACCAAUUCUGUCUGUUAUAGCAUGGGUGUGUGCAAGAGUCUGCCAUUUUUUGCAGCCUUUUCAGCUUUACUGAAGUCUAAAAAGAAUGACUAUGCACAAUAUGGCAAAUGUAUUGUGUUUAAAUAUGGGAACAGUAGUAGCUAGUAUUACAGAGCUGCCACAUCCGAGACGUAUGUACUUAUUAUUUCAGGCUAAUGUGCACUAAAAAGGUUUCUGCUGCUUGUUUAAUGUAGAUAGAUAUUGCCUCAUCAGGGAGUGUGGGGUUGGCAAGGUGACUACUGCAGUAUGCAUCUGUCUACCUCAGUAGGAUGUAGCAAACAAGGCAGCGCAGGGACCAUAGCGUGUAUUUAUUUUCUAAAACUGCCUUUACUUUGACUGUUGGGGUCUGGACCUGAACUCACAAAGCAUCUAAGAGUAACGGCUGAUUUAUGCCUUAUUUUUUGCAUGUGGAACUGGCAGCUAGAGAUGCUUACAUGCAAAUUAGGCAGAAAAAGCAAAGAAUUAGUAUUUGCCAGUGCUGUGCAGAAGGUAUAGACCAGUGAUACCUGUUUAUCCAGCAGUGUGAACACUGGGUGCGCUUCAAACCCCCGACCGGCUGGUUGGGCUUCCACUUCAUUUCAGUUCAGCACACAAAACACCACAUGUCGCUUGGGCCAACCUGUAUUUAGCUCUGUGCAGCAAGUAAACAAAAUAUCAAGUGUGCCAAUGGCAAUGUUAAUAAUACAGUCACACAGCUGACUGUGGCUGAAUCCAAAUAGAAAAGCUUCUGAUGUGUCUUUGCAACACGUACACGCUGUAAAGGGAUUAAAUUGACCUUUAUCACGGGAUCUGUCCCACCUGCUGCUAUUUGAUUAUCAGCUGAAUGAGAGUCGUACCUGCUGCCUCACAUGCCGCCUACACUCCAUUUAACCCGGGUUCCCACCCUUGCCCUUACGUAAAAACAGCACGCCAGCAAAACCAAAUGAAGCGCACUUUUUAAGCUGUCUUGGUUAUCUGUUGAGCUCUCUUGCUCACUCUGGCAUGGUCCUUUAUAGCUCUAAUGUACACUCAAAUGCUUGAAUAGUUUGGUGGCAUUUAGAGUUGCAAGCAAACCUGUAGUACAUGACAUUGAAUUUUGUCUUUGCUAAAUAUUCUGAAAUGCUGCCAGACCAGUAAGGACAUUUUUGAUUUACUUCUCGUGUGUUUUUGGUGCCAUGGUAUCGGCCAAAAUGGGAAAUCACUGAUAUGGAUAAUGGAUAAUCACUGGGAUGUAAAUAAACAGUAAGUUCAUGUUUAUUGUUGGCCAGUACUUUGGAGCAUCUCUAGCUGCAGCUGUGGGGCUGUGUUGAUGAGUUACCAGCUCCUCCCACAUACUGGCAUUUAAAUGCACCAGUAUUGCAGGUAACACAUAAUCAUGCCAGUGGUUGUGGUAGUCUGCUAGCUGACAGGUAUGAACCAGUCUAUGAGCACUGAUUUACAACUUCUAGUAAAGUUAAGACUAUAAGCUGCAGAGGUUUACUCAUCCUUGACUAAGAAUCAAACUGAAGACUUUAUAGACAUGAUUCCUGAAGUUAUGUGCAAUGUGCCAGGAAGAGACUGUGUAGAGAAGAAUCAAACAAUGGAGAAGUAUGAAUAUGUAUAUGAAAUCUACCUUAUAUAUAUAUAUAUAUAUAUAUAUUAUAUAUAUUUAAGAAUAUUGUUGUUCUUGAGCAUUCCAGCUUUUGCUAACUUGCAAUGUUCAUUUGUUUGGGUAUACAGUAUAUAAAGAUAAAUAUGAUAUUUUAUAUUUUAUUGGUUGACCUCAUGUCUCGUAUGUGAUUGUUUUGAAGUCACCGUCUUGUAUGUUUACAUGUUUGAAAAACAAUAAAUGGGGCACUCACUGUCAUUUGCCACACAGUGAA
Messenger RNA from Micropterus dolomieu (smallmouth bass), 3728 nucleotides. RefSeq names its product myb/SANT-like DNA-binding domain-containing protein 2 (gene msantd2). The coding region runs from base 496 to 1764 and encodes 422 amino acids. NCBI's taxonomy places the organism in Eukaryota, Metazoa, Chordata, Actinopteri, Centrarchiformes, Centrarchidae. The transcript is spliced from 6 exons. The record is from RefSeq and is a predicted model, not a curated record.